UAUUUCCCUCAUCUGAGGUAAAGCAGCAAAGAUGGCGUCGCGGUGGAGCGGAGCUUCUGGCGGGGGCGAGAAUCGGUUGGUGUCGCUGCCUUUGUCGCGGAUCCGGGUGAUCAUGAAGAGUUCGCCCGAAGUCUCGAGCAUCAACCCGGAUGCGAUUUUCCUCACCGCCAAGGCCACGGAGCUGUUUGUUCAGUAUUUAGCUACUUACGCUUACAAGCACGGCCAAGACAACGAGCAAAAGGCCCUGACAUAUACAGACCUGUCACAAACAGUACAGAAUUCUGACACCUUCCAGUUCCUUGCAGAUAUUGUGCCAAAGAAAAUCUUGGCAAGCAAAUACCUGAAAAUGCUUGAAAAAGAAAAAGAAGGAAAAGAGAUAAGGGAGGAGGAAGAGGAAACGGACGAAAGUGAGGCUGAAGAUACAUCUUGACAAUAUAGCUUGUUGAUUUAUAGCCUUAUAUGUGUGCACUCUUGAAUGUCUUAUGAUCAAUUGAAUUCUUACAUCCUUGAACCAGUGUCAGCUUUCAGAGUUAGAAUUGCCAACUUGUGUACAAUUACCUGCAAAGACUUUAUGGCAAAGACUUCUAAGUGGGACUGAACAUAUUUGCAGAUCUUCGUUUUUCAUCUUCAGCUUAUAAACAUAAUAUGGAUGAUUGUUUAUAAUAUACCAAUUGUCCGUGUUAACCAAAUGCUGUAUUUUCAAUACAGAAUCAUCUUCAUUGCUCACAUUGGGCAAAUCUAAAAGCGGGUAAAAUCCUUUUACAUGCCAAUAUUAAAGUUUUCUUUCCUUUCAAUGUAAGUUGGUAAAAAGGCUUCAAAUUUCUUAAAAGAAAAUUGUUUGUAUGACUAGUUGUAUAUAAGCUACACGGUUGGCAUUCAAAUUAUCCAUGUUGAAAACAAAAUAUUUUCAAUGUCAUCAAUUCCUAGGUACAGUACUGUUACACUGAUGUAAAUAAAGAAAACAGCAAUUUUGUAUG
This is a messenger RNA of Thamnophis elegans (Western terrestrial garter snake), 977 nucleotides long. It is a transcript of the gene CHRAC1, whose product is annotated as chromatin accessibility complex subunit 1. The transcript is spliced from 3 exons. Lineage: Eukaryota; Metazoa; Chordata; Lepidosauria; Squamata; Natricidae. Gene Ontology annotation, molecular function: protein heterodimerization activity. Gene Ontology annotation, cellular component: nucleus; CHRAC. The record is from RefSeq and is a predicted model, not a curated record. The coding region runs from base 32 to 430 and encodes 132 amino acids.